Alosa alosa (allis shad) is the source of this 4097-nucleotide messenger RNA. Its product is annotated as high affinity cationic amino acid transporter 1-like. Gene Ontology annotation, cellular component: plasma membrane. Lineage: Eukaryota; Metazoa; Chordata; Actinopteri; Clupeiformes; Clupeidae. The coding region runs from base 1024 to 2715 and encodes 563 amino acids. The record is from RefSeq and is a predicted model, not a curated record. Gene Ontology annotation, molecular function: amino acid transmembrane transporter activity. Gene Ontology annotation, biological process: amino acid transport; transmembrane transport. The transcript is spliced from 11 exons.
GUUCUGGGUGUAUCUGGUGCUAAAUUACAGUUAAAAAACUAAUAUUAUCACAUUUCCAAGAAAUGUUUCUGCAAAUCUUUCAGCCACAUAAGGGCAUCAACAGUACAUAGAAUAUAUCCUCAAAUAGGCCUUCUUCAUGGCCUUUAUUUAUUUGUAAAACUCCAGGUAAUGCAGUCUUGUGUGACUGGGCCAGUGUGUAGACUUGUCAGGCGUUAUAGGGAUUGGAGGAGGCAUUGUGUGGGGGUUGGAGUGGGUGUGUGAAGGGGUGUGUGAGAGGUCUGGUCGUUACAGCUGCUGGGAAACGCUUAGCCACGUGACUUGUCACUGUUUCUAUUUGUGAGCCAGAGGCUCUGAAUGGUUUGUACUUGGGGUCACUGAUGUACAGGCAUUCAGACGUGUGCUCUUUAGGAGCAACACUUCAAAUGAAAAAGAAGCCACUCGUCUUGGAUAUUACUUCAAACCUUUGGGAUUGUUGCUCGCUCACACAUCUAAGAAGUUGUUGUUUGUGUUGUUGACACCUCAGAGGGAAAGACUAGUCUUAGAGAUCUCUGAGUGCAUUCACUACGAGGAUAUCCAGGAAUCAUUCUUUGCCUUGAAAAGAGAGAAGAUCGUUUAUAUAUCUUGAAGGUUCGGUGAGCAGCUGAGACGCAACUAGUCAACUCGAGCUGUAUGUGGUCUGCUGCGGCUGUUGCUGCUCUGGUGACCAAGACUUAGAAGAAUCCGAGAAGCUUCAGACAGCUCUUUCCAGGUUUGGCUACCAUCUGACUUCCAACGACUGCCAUAUCUACAGUUGCAGCCUUGCCCUUGCCAUUGCCAAGUUUGGGAUAGGAGUGAUACUUUAAAUCAACACACCCACUGCACACACACACUCAAACACACAACAGUAUAUACAGUUGAAGGGGCUCCCACUUUGGUCGCUGAACCUAGUUCCAGAAGCUUCCAGAGUUUUACCCAAGAUCUCCCAGCUGAUUGCAGAGGCCCCGACUCCCGGAUCUGGACUAUUUUGUUAUUGGGGCAGCAGUCAUGUUUCUGAAGGACAUUGGGCGGCAGCUACUGCGGGUAAAGGUGGUGGACUGCAGCGCCACCGAGUCGCGGCUGGCGCGAUGCCUCAACACCUUCGACCUGGUGGCACUCGGUGUGGGCAGCACGCUGGGCGCCGGCGUCUACGUGCUCGCUGGGGCGGUGGCGCGCGAGGACGCUGGUCCAGCCAUCAUACUCUCCUUCCUGAUUGCCGCGCUGGCGUCAGUCAUGGCCGGCCUGUGCUACGCCGAGUUUGGCGCGCGCGUGCCCAAGACGGGCUCGGCAUACCUGUAUAGCUAUGUGACGGUGGGCGAGCUCUGGGCCUUCAUCACGGGCUGGAACCUCAUCCUCUCCUACAUUAUUGGGACAUCUAGUGUUGCCCGAGCCUGGAGUGCUACGUUUGAUAGCCUGAUCGGCAAGCACAUUGAGAGCUUCUGCAUACAGUACAUGACUAUGAAUGUUCCAGGAGUACUUGCUAAGUAUCCAGACAUGUUCGCUGUCCUAAUCAUCCUCACUUUAACUGGCUUGCUUGCUUUUGGGGUCAAGGAGUCAGCCAUGGUCAACAAGGUGUUCACCUGCAUCAACGUACUGGUGCUGCUCUUUGUGGUCGUGUCGGGCCUGGUUAAAGGAACAUUGAAGAACUGGUCCCUUGAUCCUGAUGUGGUGCUCAAUCAGACAAAUGUGACAGUGACGCGAAAUGAGGUAGGUGCUGGAGGCUUCAUGCCCUUUGGGAUUAGUGGAGUUCUCUCUGGCGCUGCCACCUGCUUCUACGCGUUUGUGGGCUUCGACUGCAUCGCCACCACAGGUGAAGGAGGUAAAAACCCACAGCGUGCCAUCCCUAUCGGUAUCGUGGCCUCCCUGCUUAUCUGCUUCUUUGCUUACUUCGGCGUGUCCGCCGCCCUCACCAUGAUGAUGCCCUACUACCUGCUGGACACCAACAGCCCUCUGCCCGCAGCCUUUACGCAUGUCGAGUGGGGUGGUGCCACCUACGCAGUAGCCGUAGGUUCCCUGUGCGCCCUCUCCACCAGUCUUCUAGGCUCCAUGUUCCCAAUGCCCCGUGUGAUUUGGGCCAUGGCAGAGGAUGGGUUGCUCUUUAAGUUUUUGGCUAAAAUCAACCCCAAAUCCCAAACCCCUGUAGUCGCUACGCUAACAUCUGGAGUCGUGGCAGCGGUCAUGGCUUUCCUGUUUGAACUGAAGGACCUGGUGGACCUCAUGUCCAUUGGCACUCUGUUGGCAUACACACUGGUGGCAGCCUGUGUCCUGGUGCUUAGGUAUCAGCCGGACCAGCCCAGUGCGGUCUUGCCCUACCAGGCCGCCUCCCAGGAGGAGGCAGAGGCCGAGGCCGAGGAGAACAACUCCGGGUUCCUGCCCCUACAGCUACAGGAGAAAUUCUCGGUGCAGAACAUUCUCUUCCCGAAGAACACAGAACCGUCUCGCCUCUCCGGCUCUGUGGUUAACAUCUGCACCAGUCUACUAGGGCUGCUGGUGUGUGUGUUCUCUCCUCCCCCAGGAUUCUGUAUCUACUUUGGCUAUGGCAUUUGGAACAGCACAGAGGCUGCUCUGGCAAAGUCCAACAUGACCAACGACAUCACAAGCUUUAAGGACCUGAUGAACGGGCAUGCCAUGACUCUCGAGAAGGAGGCCUUUCUCUGUAAUGGCACUGACACUCCAGGGGAUGAAGAUAGUGAUCCUUAAAUGUGUCAGGUUGCAGAAUUGUAUCAUCCUGUCGGACUGGUAUGUUAUGUUAGGUAAACCUGAUUCAGGUACAGGAUCCACAGAUGAACCGCCAGGUUAAUCCACACCAUCAUACCAAGCCAACCUUGUUAGCUUUUGCUUUCCAAUCUCUGGUAAACACACUCAAUGUCAGAAUUCAAACUAACCAGAUCAAUUACGGAAACUCAAAAGGGACAUUUGCCAAGUAACCCACAAGUCAUCACAAUCUCUCCUGCUGGGAAUGGACAUUCUUAUUGUCAUCGAAGCUGAAAAGAUCCCAGGUUUCAGAGCCUAGGGUUCUCCAGCACAGUACAGAUUCACACGCUGGGACUUAGCAGACCAUCUAAGUAUAACUCACCUGUGCGACAACACAGAGCUGACCAGCAUUGUAGAACCAACAGGUGCACAGUUGAAAUGCACCCAUUUCAGGGACAACUGCUGCUCUAGAAUAGGUAUAAUGAUUAGCAUAGUUAAAGCAUAGUCCUGUAGAUUGAAAUUGAAAUACAUGCCAUUUUAACUGUAACAUUUGUAUUACAUAUAAUUUAUACAGAUAUUGUCACAAUUAAAGAUGCCCCUCCCUUCCCAGAUGCAUACAGCUUCUCCACCCUUUGAGGUUAGUCAGAAUGUUAGGCUUUUGUGCUAAGCCAACGUGACUAGGUACAGUUCAUUCAAACACAGUGUUGCCCCCUAAUGGUCAUAAUGAUUGACUGAAUGACAUUUGGAGCAUCCAGUGUAUUUUAUAGCGUUUCAGAAUUGUUGCCUGCAAUGGACCUGGUGCCUUACUGUCCUGUCCACUUUUAGUCAACACAGACCAUCACGGAGCAAAUUAGUUUUUCACUGUGGUUGUACAAAUGGCUGUUGUUACUUCACUGUGAUGAAAUUGUUACGAAUUUUACUUUCAAGUAUGUAUUGAGUAUUUCAACAACCGGGUGAGAAAAUGUAUACAAAACAUUUUAAACUGGUUGGUUCAGGCCAAGGAUGUUUUAUUCCAAGAUACAUACUUGAUUUCUACUUGCAGGAAAAAAAUAAUUUGUAUGAUGUUAUACACUUGUUGGUGCAAACUGAAGUUGGAGUACUAUUUGACAACUGUUACUUUGUUCUUGGAAGUAUACAUCUUGAAAAAUAGCCAUGAUCAUUGGUUUGGAAUGAUUUUACCUAGAACCAUGGUCCCAUUUUGAAAUGCAUAAAUUAAUCUUUUUGUCAAAUGUUGUAGCAGUAUUUCCAUGUGUGUCCAUCCCUUGAGAACAACUGUAUCAUACUUAGGGUUGCAAAAUUCCGGGAAUUUUCAAAGUUGGAAACUUUCCAUGGGAAUUAACGGGAAUAUAUGGGAAUUAACAGGAAUAAAUGGGAAUUAAUAGGAAUAA